This is a messenger RNA of Oreochromis niloticus (Nile tilapia), 1676 nucleotides long. RefSeq names its product derlin-3. Lineage: Eukaryota; Metazoa; Chordata; Actinopteri; Cichliformes; Cichlidae. The transcript has 7 exons. Bases 61 to 810 code for a protein of 249 amino acids. The record is from RefSeq and is a predicted model, not a curated record.
AUGCCAUUGUCAGGUGGUGGGAGGGGGCGUGGCCUGUGCUGUUCACUCAGGGAGUAAAUCAUGGCUGACAGUGAGGCAGGAGCAGCAGCAGCAGGGAUGGCUCACAGCUUCACUCAGGAGUAUUUUCAGAUCCCUGUGGUGACCCGAGCGUACACGACCGCCUGUGUCCUCACCACUGCUGCUGUGCAGCUUGAGUUCAUCAGCCCAUUUCAGCUCUACUUUAACCCAGAGCUCAUCAUCAGGAGAUACCAGAUAUGGCGCCUGAUAACCAGCUUCCUGUUCUUCGGCUCUCUUGGAUUUAGUUUCGUGUUCAACAUCAUCUUUCUCUAUCGAUACUGUCGGAUGCUGGAGGAAGGCUGUUUUCGGGGCAGGACAGCGGACUUUGUUUUCAUGUUCCUGUUUGGAGGGAUCGUGAUCACUCUGUUCGGUCUGUUCGCCAACAUCUUCUUCCUGGGUCAGGCCUUUAUCAUCAUGCUGGUGUAUGUGUGGAGUAGAAGACAUCCGCUCAUACGUAUGAACUUCUUCGGCCUCCUGAACUUUCAGGCCCCGUUUCUUCCCUGGGUGCUCAUGGGAUUUUCAUUGCUGCUCGGGAACUCCAUCGUGGUCGACCUGCUUGGUAUCAGUGUCGGUCACAUGUACUAUUUCCUUGAAGAUGUGUUUCCAAACCAGCCGGGAGGAAGGAAGCUGCUGAUGACUCCAGAACUUCUACGAGCCAUGUUUGACCGGCCAGAGGACCCAGACUACCGUCCCCUCCUGGAGGAGCAGCAGCAGGAUGGAGACCUGCAGCCAAAUGGGGAGCAACACAACUGAGAGCCCAGAGAGCUGUGAGAAGUCAGACACUGCCACGGGACUGUAAAGCUGUAUAGACUGAAUAUUUAGCUUUGUUCAGCAUAUUGUAACCACAGAGCUUUCAUUUGCCUUAUCAAGAAAAAAGGACCAGAAAUGGAAGAACAAGCUGAAAAUUUUUAAUUAUGGAUGGACAGAGGCUCCACAGUUUGCUACGCCAACAGCUUCACUCUGUAUAAGUGCAGGUUUUAUACUUCACAGCAAACUGGUUGAGUGAGAUGAUGCGGAUGACGAGCUCAGUCAGAGGGACGCUGUAAUAAGGUCAACAGUAAUGCCACAACUGUUUGGAAAUUUUUCUUACACUGAUGGGAACAUAACGCGUUGUCAUCAGUUAAUAUUUCACCUCAGCUGUCUGUCUGCUCCACACAUGAUGCAGGAAAAGGAGAAGUGAGCACAAAUAUAAAACAAGAGCACCCAGAGCGCAACUCCCCCCGAAGGGCGAGGGAUAUACUGAAACAUUGUUUCAUGAAGUUUUUAUUCCAACAUACUCAUGUCAGCCUGUUUUUUUUUUACAGUAUGAUGGCAUGAGGCUGUUGUAGCAUCAUUGUGACGUUGUAAGCGUCAUAUUGAAAAAAUAAGUGUGUAGCACAGCUCUCUCUGUGCCCUUUCAUAUGAUAUAUUAAUCAAUAUGGUUUCUUCAGCUCACGUCGUUAUUGGUAUCUAUAUGAUGAACACGAGACUGCUAACAGACAAACACAUGGAACCAAUUACACAAAAAAAAAAAAGCAGUAAAAAUUCAGUUACACUACUGCAAAUAAAUUAGGAGAAUGCCAAUAAUUCUUUUUAAAGUUUGUUUUUGUUAUUUUACUAAUAAAUACCAAUUCAGUGAA